Molecule: messenger RNA, 4494 nt
Organism: Lachancea sp. 'fantastica'
Lineage: Eukaryota; Fungi; Ascomycota; Saccharomycetes; Saccharomycetales; Saccharomycetaceae
Source: the annotation of a GenBank genome assembly
AUGAAAUCUUCUCAUAGUCUUUGGUGUGAGUUUUGCCAAGACAAGGAAGGAUGGGGACCCAUUUCUUCCAAAUAUGGAGAUUUUACACUUUGUUUUGUAGACGGGUUUCUACGUAAUGGCGCUGCAUUGUUAAUGCUUGUUUUUGGCUGUAAAGAACUGGUAAGAUUGUCUAGUGGACCUCAUCCAGGUGUCAAAUAUCGGAAAAACUGGUUAUUGGUAUCCAGGAUCUCUUUGGUUGCACUUCAACUAGUCUUUGCAGCCAUGGCACUUUUCCACGACAAAAUAGGUAUCGAGAAACAGUGGGCGUCGCAAACGCAACGCAUGUUGAACUUUUUGUCGAUUUUGGUGGCACUCGCGCUGCACUGGGUCGAGUAUUUCCGUUCAAACGUGUCCAACGGGAUUGUGCUGUUUUAUUGGCUGUUUCAAGGCUUGUUUGGGGCCAGCGCACUCGUAAACCUCAAGAUAAGGGAAAAUUACGAAGGCAUAAUACCUGUCUCCGAGUUCUCAAUCAAACUUCUUACCGUGCAAAGCAUCACAAGUUUCCUUAUCUUGGCUUUGGAAUCGUUUUUCACCAAAUCUGUUCAAGGCCGUGGAGAUCUAACUAGUGAUAGUUCAAGGAAGGCGAACCCAUAUGAUGUCGCCAACAUUUUCUCCCGCAUCUCCUUUUCUUGGAUGACAAAAAUGAUGAAAACGGGGUACGAAAAGUAUCUGACCGAACAAGACUUGUAUAGGCUUCCUAAAAGUUUUGGUAGCGCUGAGAUAUCUGAGUCUUUUGGCCGAUACUGGGAUUAUGAGGUGAAGCACAGAACUAAACCAUCAUUAGCGUGGGCACUCUGCAUAACUUUUGGUGGUAAAAUGGUUGUUGCCGCCCUUUUCAAAGCCAUCUUCGAUACACUUGCCUUUACACAGCCCCAGCUAUUAAGAAUCUUGAUCAAGUUUGUGGGAGAGUAUACCGAUAACAAAGCUUUCACUGACGUUCCCAUUGUAAAAGGGUUCAUGAUCGCCAUUGGUAUGUUUUUGGUAAGUGUGAUCCAAACCUCUUUUUUACACCAAUAUUUCCUACGUGCAUUCGAUACCGGAAUGAAUAUCAAGAGCGGGCUCACGUCUGUGAUCUACCAAAAGUCUCUUUCAUUGUCAAGUGAGGCCUCCGCCGCUUCAUCUACUGGUGAUAUCGUCAACCUCAUGAGUGUGGAUGUUCAGCGUUUGCAAGACUUGACGCAAUGGGGCCAAAUCAUAUGGUCAGGGCCUUUCCAACUGAUUCUUUGCUUAAUCUCUCUUUACAAAUUGCUGGGACCGUCUAUGUGGGUUGGUGUUGUCAUUAUGAUCGUAAUGAUUCCAAUGAACUCUGUGAUUAUAAGAUAUCAAAAAAAGCUUCAAAAAAUUCAGAUGAAGAACAAAGAUGAAAGGACUCGUAUCAUCAGUGAAAUUUUGAACAAUAUCAAGUCUCUGAAGCUUUAUGCCUGGGAAAACCCGUAUAAGGAGAAGUUAGAACAUGUCAGAAACGAGAAAGAGCUGAAAAACCUGACCAAAAUGGGAUGCACAGUGGCCUUGGCUAGUUUCCAGUUCAACAUUGUUCCGUUCUUGGUCUCCUGCUCCACAUUUGCCGUAUUUGUUUUAACUCAAAAAGACCGCCCGCUCACCACGGAUUUGGUUUUUCCGGCUCUAACUCUUUUCAAUCUAUUGAGCUUUCCUCUAGCUAUUAUCCCAACUGCUAUAACAUCUUUCAUUGAGGCAUCUGUUUCGGUCACUCGCUUGCACAACUUUUUGACGAGCGAGGAAUUACAAAGUGACUCAGUUCAGCGCAAGCCCAAAGUAACAUCUCGUGGUGAAGUAGCGGUAAGUGUUGGUGCAGACGCUACAUUUUUGUGGCAAAGAAAGCCAGAAUACAAGGUGGCGCUGAAGAACAUAAAUUUUCAAGCCAAGAAAGGUGAACUGACAUGUAUUGUUGGAAAAGUUGGUAGUGGUAAAAGUGCAUUGGUUCAAGCAAUUUUAGGUGAUUUAUUCAGAGUCAAAGGUUUCGCUACCGUUCACGGGAGCAUCGCCUACGUCUCUCAGGUGCCCUGGAUAAUGAACGGUACGGUCAAGGAGAACGUAGUUUUUGGUCACAGGUAUGAUGCUGCAUUUUACGAAAAAACCAUCAAAGCAUGCGCGUUGAGCAUAGACAUUGCAACGCUCCCUGAAGGUGAUAAAACAAUGGUUGGCGAAAAAGGGAUCUCCCUGUCUGGUGGCCAAAAGGCACGUCUUUCACUUGCCAGAGCAGUCUACGCCAGAGCAGACACGUAUUUAUUGGAUGACCCGCUUGCGGCCGUUGACGAGCAUGUUGCUAAGCACUUGAUCGAACAUGUAUUGGGUUCGAAUGGUCUUUUGAGCACCAAGACAAAGGUCUUGGCGACAAACAAAAUUUCAGUUUUGUCCAUCGCUGAUCAUAUCACACUAUUGGAAAAUGGGGAAAUCAUUCAGCAAGGAUCCCACCAAGAUGUCACCAGUGAUAAAUCAUCCGCCUUAUCCAAGAUCAUAAGCAGUUAUGGAAAAAAGAGCAGCAAAAGCUCGAAAGAGCAUUCUCCCGCUGGAUCAGCCUCUGACAAUAGCGCCACUGGUGAAGACGAAAUUGACCUACAGAAACUUGACGAAAAUAUGGUUGAUUUAGACAAACGCAGUCUGCGUAAAGCAAGUGACGCUACCCUGGGAAGCAUUGGAUUUGGAGAUGAGGAACGCCCAUCUUUGAAGGAACAUCGUGAACAGGGAAAAGUUAAGUGGGACAUUUAUCUUGAAUACGCCAAGGCAUGUAACCCACGUCACGUACUUGUGUUCAUGUCUUGUGCUGUUAUUUCUAUGUUUUUGUCUGUUGCAGGAAGCGUUUGGUUGAAGCAUUGGUCGGAAAUUAACACUAAGUAUGGUACUAACCCUCAUGUUGGCAUGUACCUUGGAAUUUAUUUCCUGCUUGGCUUUGGUUCGGCCCUAUCAACCCUUAUUCAAACAAUCAUCUUGUGGGUCUACUGUACUAUCCAUGGAUCACGGUACUUGCAUGAUGCUAUGGCGACUUCUGUUUUGAAGGCGCCCAUGUCAUUUUUCGAGACUACACCUAUCGGAAGAAUUUUAAACCGAUUCUCUAACGACAUCUACAAAGUUGAUGAGCUAUUGGGUAGAACAUUUUCACAGUUCUUCGUCAACACAAUCAAAGUUUCCUUCACCAUUUUGGUCAUCUGCUAUUCGACUUGGCAAUUUAUCUUUGUCAUCGCCCCCAUGAGCGUUCUCUACGUCUAUUAUCAACAAUACUAUCUGAGGACUUCCCGAGAGCUACGCCGCCUGGAUUCGGUCACAAGAUCGCCCAUUUAUGCACAUUUCCAGGAAUCUUUGGGAGGAAUCAGCACGAUUAGGGGUUAUGGUCAGCAAAAACGCUUUGUUCAUAUCAACCAGGCGAGAGUGGACAACAACAUGAGCGCGUAUUAUCCAUCAGUAAACGCAAACCGUUGGCUGGCAUUCCGUCUCGAAUUUAUUGGAUCAGUCAUCAUUUUGGGAGCCGCAGUUUUGGGUGUAUACCGCUUGAAGCAGGGGACUCUCAGCGCCGGUAUGAUUGGUCUAUCUUUAAGUUAUGCCUUGCAAAUAACUCAGUCCUUGAACUGGAUUGUACGCAUGACCGUGGAGGUCGAGACAAAUAUUGUAUCAGUGGAAAGAAUAAAGGAAUACUCCGUACUACCAUCCGAAGCUCCAGCUGUUAUCGAAGAUUGCAGACCACCUGAAAAUUGGCCAACCGAGGGCUCGAUAAAAUUUGAGAACUAUUCUACCCGUUACAGACCGGGACUGGAUCUUGUUUUGAAAGAUAUAAACGUUGACAUUAAGCCACAGGAAAAAAUCGGAAUUGUAGGACGUACUGGCGCUGGUAAAUCAUCUUUGACACUAGCACUUUUCCGUAUCAUAGAAGCCGCGAGUGGUCGUAUCUCAAUUGAUGGACAGGCGAUAGAUAAGAUAGGACUUCAGGACUUGAGAAGACAUCUUUCAAUCAUUCCACAAGAUUCACAGGUUUUUGAAGGGACCGUGAGAGAUAAUAUUGAUCCCACACGCCAGUUCACGGAUGAGCAAAUAUGGCAUGCUCUUGAGCUCUCGCACCUGAAAGAUCACAUCAAAGGCUUGGGUAAAGAUGAACUUGAGUCAAUGUUAACCGAGGGUGGCAGCAAUUUGUCUGUUGGACAAAGACAGUUGAUGUGUUUGGCAAGAGCUCUUCUUGUUCCAUCAAAGAUCUUGGUAUUGGAUGAAGCCACCGCAGCAGUUGAUGUCGAGACAGAUCAAGUUAUUCAGGAAACGAUCCGCACCGCAUUCAAAAAUAGAACAAUUUUGACCAUUGCUCAUAGAAUCAACACCAUCCUCGAUAGUGACAGAAUCAUGGUGUUGGACCAAGGCAGAGUUGCAGAAAUUGAUACACCUCAGAAUUUGCUUAAAAAUCCUGAGAGUUUGUUUUACGCUCUUUGCCACGAGGCCGGUUUAACAAAGGAUUAA